AUGUUAACCGCUUUGAUGUUUGGGUUCCACGAGCGGUGUGAGGCGUGCGCAGGUUCCUCCGACCGCAUUUUGUCCCCGCGCCCUCUUCUGGGGAGCGCGUCCUCCGGCGUCCUGGCUCCCCCGGCCGUGGCCGUCCGGGCGGUGGCCUGGCUACUCCUCUGGGAGGCGGCUGGACUCACCUGCUCGCCAGCCAUAGCCUUCAACACCACCCCCACCGACGCUGGCAUAAGGGCCACUUGUUCUGAAAUUAUUUUGAGGCAAGAAGUUUUGAAAGAUGGUUUCCACAGAGACUUGUUAAUAAAAGUGAAAUUUGGAGAGAGCAUUGAGGACUUACAGACCUGCCGACUCUUAAUUAAACAGUACAUCCCGAUAGGACUUUUUGUGGAUCCGUAUGAGUUGUCUUCAUUACGAGAGAGAAACAUAACAGAGGCAGUGAUGGUUUCAGAAAAUUUUAAUAUAGAGGCUCCCAACUAUUUGUCCAAGGAGUCUGAAGUUCUCAUUUAUGCCAGACAGGAUUCACAGUGCAUUGAUUGUUUUCAAGCUUUUUUGCCUGUGCAUUAUCGCUAUCAUCGGCCACAUAGUAAAGAUGGAGAAACCUUUAUUGUGCUCAAUAACCCAGAUUUAUUGAUGUAUUGUGACCAAGAGUUUCCAAUUUUGAAAUGCUGGGCUCAGUCAGAAGUGACAGCUCCUUGUGCUUUGAACAGUAAGGAUAACUGCCAAUGGAACAAUAUGAAAUAUAAAUCAGUAUAUAAGAAUGCGAAUCUACAGGUUCCAGUGGGACUGACCGUACAUACCUCUUUAGUGUGUUCUGUGACUCUGUUUAUUACCAUCUUGUGUUCUACUUUAAUCCUUGUGGCUGUUUUCAAAUAUGGCCAUUUUUCCCUGCCAUAUCAUAAUUGUGAAUCAUGUCUGAUAACGGAGAACUGGAAGACAAGCCUCCAGCACCCCCCGUGCGAAUGAGCAGUACCAUUUUUAGCACUGGAGGCAAAGACCCUUUGUCAGCCAAUCACAGUUUAAAACCUUUGCCCUCUGUUCCAGAGGAAAAAAAGCCCAGGAAUAAAAUCAUCUCUAUAUUCUCAAGCACAGA
Balaenoptera acutorostrata (minke whale) is the source of this 1087-nucleotide messenger RNA. It is a transcript of the gene PIGX, whose product is annotated as phosphatidylinositol glycan anchor biosynthesis class X. The record is from RefSeq and is a predicted model, not a curated record. The transcript has 8 exons. Lineage: Eukaryota; Metazoa; Chordata; Mammalia; Artiodactyla; Balaenopteridae. Bases 1 to 960 code for a protein of 319 amino acids. Gene Ontology annotation, biological process: GPI anchor biosynthetic process. Gene Ontology annotation, cellular component: endoplasmic reticulum membrane.